UUUUGCUGCGUGUCUCAAUUGAGCUAAGCGCGUGCGAUCAUAAUCAAUACAAUUAAUAAAUUUAUUAUAUAAUACCUUUUGCGCUUUAUCAUUGAAUGCAUCACACAAAAGUAUUUGAUAAUAAAGACAGAGUAUUCAUUAAUUGAUGACUGUGAUAUGGAAUGGGAAAGAACUCUACCGUUUCAUGAUUUAAUUAUAUAACCACGUGUCAGACACUGUGUAGACUUCUUUUCAGCAUGUAGUGAUGUUAUGUCGGAUGUGCUUUAUUACGCUCAUAUGUUUUCAUUAUGCUGAUGCUGCACUUGUUUAAAUGGCACGUAUCUUAAUAGGAUAAUGCCUGGAUCAAUAGACUUGAUAGUGUCUACAGCGUACAUUGGAGUCACGACUUGGAUAGCGUAUUGGCUAAGGCUGUAUGCGCUAUUUUAUCUUGAUUCCUAUCCCCUUACGAGGACUUUGGUCCUAGAAUUCAUAGCUACGGCUGAACUUUGCGGGGCAUGUUUCGAGCUAAUUAUAAUUGCGGACAACUGGGGAGUAUGGAUGUAUGCACUUUAUUUGUUUUUGCUAACGAUUUGGUGGUCGAAAAACUGGGAUGAAGCUUCGGCAUGUCCCUACACACACAUGGAGGAUGUAAUAAUAAGUAAAAAACCCCUGACCGUCGCGUUUCUGUCGAUAUGCGCCGAGUUGGCCGGCGGUCUUAUUAUAUUUAAGUACAUCCAAAUAUUGUGGGCGUUCCAACUCGUUUCUACGCACAAGAACAGAGCCUAUGACGAUUGCACUACAGAUUUACAGGUUUCCGUGCUAACUGGAGCGCUUGUGGAAUGCGUUGCAACAUGCAUGUGCAGGGUGGUAUCCCGCGUGUUGAGUGACCUGAAUCCGAGGUUUAGUACGAUCAUUGACGCCUUUGUAGGGACAUCUUUGGUAGUUGCAGCUUUCAGUUAUACCGGCGGUUAUUUCAAUCCUGCAUUGGCGACUUCUUUAAAAUAUGGUUGUCUGGGGACCUCGUCUCUGGAACAUGUGAUAGUUUAUUGGAUUGGUGCGUGUGUUGGAUCUCUCGCUUCCUUGCGCGUCUACCGUAUGCCGUUUGUACAAAAUUUCAUUCAACUGCAGGAAAAUACAGAUGUUGUGUAUUCUUAGAUAAAAUUCAAUAGUUUCAAGGGAA
Messenger RNA from Pogonomyrmex barbatus (red harvester ant), 1159 nucleotides. It is a transcript of the gene AQP, whose product is annotated as aquaporin. Gene Ontology annotation, cellular component: cytoplasm. NCBI's taxonomy places the organism in Eukaryota, Metazoa, Arthropoda, Insecta, Hymenoptera, Formicidae. Gene Ontology annotation, molecular function: channel activity. The record is from RefSeq and is a predicted model, not a curated record.